CCGCUCGCUGCGGUCGCUUCAAUCAUGGAGAGGCGUUUUGUCAACACAGCUGAGUUGAAAACACCGGAGUGUUUUGCGAUCUCGGUGUUCUGUGCCACGAAUGUCAGCGCAUAGAUUCUGAUGUUGCUUGCGUAAGAACAGGCCAAAAAGUCAUGGUCAGCUUGGCAGAUCACGAGACGUUCGAGGCCUCCAUGGCAGACAGUGUGAACUUCAUGUACAAGGAUGCAACACCCCUCGUGAACCCGGUCUCAGCACCUGAACUUGAGCCACCUUUCAGGAUUGUUACAAGCUCGGUGGCUAUUGCUUUUCAGGGUCUCAGUCUCGUUGCCGUGGCUGCAUUGAGCUUCUUGUUGCCCCUUCUAUCCAGUGAAAAUAGCCGUUCCCCCACUGAUGCCUACUCGGUUGUCUUGUAUGCACACGUCUGCCUGUGGGCGGUCAUGAUGCUGCUAGACUGCUACUUGCGCCACCAACACAACAUUCUUCACUGUAGUGGAUACAUAUACUACUACCAGCUGACCAGGCGCCUUCGCCGAGCAAACGUGUACAUUGUUUCAGCAGGAAGCACAAUGCUCCUCUUAUUGUCCGUGCUUGUUGACAACUACUGCCACGAUCGGGGUGCUUGUCCCGGUUCUCCUCUGAAGCCUGUCCACUACAUCCAAAUUCUCGUCGCACUUGAGACGCUCCUGGCCUUGCCUUUUCUGGUCAAGUACUUUGUGAUGACGCUGAACUUCCACAAGAACAAGCACAAGAUGGCUUCUCUUCAUGAUGAGCUUCUUCUCAGCUUCAUGCAUUCGCAGUCAUCUGUUGGUGAUCUGGGUUUUCGGGAUGACACCUAUUUUGAAGAUGUCUUGGAGAAGCAGUCAGACAUGAUCCGCUACUUGAAGAAAUACAACGCAUUUCUCGGACGAAAGAUACUAAAUCUCAGCGUUGAACUGAACAAUUUCAGGUCACAUGCAUCUUGUUGAGAAUCUUGGCAGCAUUACGGUGCGUGUGUAUAAGUGUGUGUCUGUGUUAUGCUUUACUGCAGGACUGUUUGUUUUAAACUUUUUUCAAGGAUUUUAUUGAUAUUAUUAAAGAUGACACAUUGUUUAAAA
This is a messenger RNA of Rhipicephalus sanguineus (brown dog tick), 1094 nucleotides long. RefSeq names its product transmembrane protein 192. Lineage: Eukaryota; Metazoa; Arthropoda; Arachnida; Ixodida; Ixodidae. The coding region runs from base 153 to 965 and encodes 270 amino acids. The transcript has 6 exons. The record is from RefSeq and is a predicted model, not a curated record. Gene Ontology annotation, cellular component: late endosome; lysosomal membrane.